Molecule: messenger RNA, 8966 nt
Organism: Eptesicus fuscus (big brown bat)
Lineage: Eukaryota; Metazoa; Chordata; Mammalia; Chiroptera; Vespertilionidae
Gene: LTBP2
Product: latent transforming growth factor beta binding protein 2
Molecular function (GO): calcium ion binding
Source: RefSeq, a predicted model, not a curated record
AUGGUGUGGAUAAAAGAGACGAAAAAUCAGGGAGAGGUUUCCAAAAAUAAAACCUUCCAGUUCCCCUUCGGAAGGCUACAGCAAGAGGGAGAAGGCGCGAAGGUGCAGCAGCCGUGCGCUUCUAGCUGGGGACCCAGCGCGGACGCCGGGCGCAGGGCGCGCAGCCCGGGCCGCUCUCCCGCCCAGCCCUCGGGGGCCCCCCAGACGAAGAGAAGCGGGCCGCCCGAAGGGGACCCGAGCGCAGCCCGCCGGCGGCCCGGGGAACCGACUGCCAGCCCCGGACUCGCCCCGCGCGCACGGCUUGCGGUGGCCCCCGGCGCCAUGAGGCCGCCGGCCCCAGCCCCCUGCCCCGUGCGCACCCGGUGGAACCCCUGGAGGAGCUUCCUGCCGCUCACCCUGGCUCUCUUCGUGGGCACGGGUCGCGCUCAGAGGGACCCGGUGGGACGAUUCGAGCCGGUUGGCAGGGACGCGAGUCGGCUGUGGCGCCCGGCGGGCAGCCGCCACGCAGCGGCUGCAGCCAAGGUGUACAGUCUGUUCCGGGAGCAGGACGCGCCCGUCCCGGGCUCCCCGCCCGCGGAGCGGGCCCAACCCGGCUGGGGGAGCCCCUGGAGGCCCGCCGAGGCCGAGGCCAGGAGGCCGCCCCGAGCGCAGCAGCCGCAGCGAGUCCGGCCACCUGCGCAGACCUGGAGAGGCAGUCGCCGGGGCCAGCAGCAGCCCGCGCCCCGGGCAAGGGCGGCCUCGGCUCUCCCGCGCUUCGGGACCCUGCAGCGGCCCCGGGCUGCGCCCCCAACCCCGCCACGAGGGCGGCUCACGGGGAGGAACGUCUGCGGGGGAAAGUGCUGCCCGGGAUGGACAACAGCAAACAGCACCAACCACUGUAUCAAACCUGUGUGCCAGCCGCCGUGCCAGAACAGGGGCUCCUGCAGCCGGCCCCAGCUCUGUGUGUGUCGCUCUGGCUUCCGCGGAGCCCGGUGCGAGGAGGUCAUCCCUGAGGAGGAAUUUGACCCCCAGAACUCGAGGCCAGCUCCCCGACGCUCAGCCGAGGGUUCACACAACUUGCGCAGGAGCAGCGCAGCCAGAGAAAGCACAGCAGCGGCCAGAGCACGGCCACUGACACCACAGCUGCCACCAGCCAGGAGCCUGAGUGAGCUCAGCCAGACCCGCCCCUCCCAGCAGCGCGUGGGGCUGUCCCGGACCGUCAGACUUUACCCGGCCACCACAGGCAAUGGCCAGCUGACUUCCAAUGCCCUGCCCGCGGGACCAGGCCUUGAGCGGAGGGAUGGUGCCCAGCAGGCAGCAUAUCUGGACCACCUGUCACCCCCCUGGGGGCUGAACCUCACGGAGAAAAUCAAGAAGAUCAAGAUCAUCUUCACUCCCACCAUCUGCAAGCAGACCUGUGCCUACGGGCACUGCGCCAACAGCUGUGAGCGUGGCGACACCACCACCCUGUACAGCCAGGGCGGUCAUGGGCACGACCCCAAGUCUGGCUUCCGCAUCUAUUUCUGCCAGAUCCCCUGCCUGAAUGGAGGCCGCUGCAUCGGCAGGGACGAGUGCUGGUGCCCCUCCAACUCCACCGGGAAGUUCUGCCACUUGCCCGCCCCACAGCUGGACAGGGAGCUUGCGGAGAGGGGCUCCCGCCACAGGGCCCCGCUGGAGGGCCCCUUGAGGCAGUCCACCUUCACCUUGCCGCUCUCCAACCAGCUGGCCUCUGUGAACCCCUCCUUGGUGAAGGUGCACAUUCACCACCCGCCCGAGGCCUCCGUGCAGGUGCACCAGGUGGCUCGGGUGCGGGGCGAGGCCGAGGAGGCCCCGGAGGAGAACAGCGUGGAGACCAGACCUGUGCCCCGGCUCCCUGCCAGCCCUGGCCACAGCCACUGGGACAGCAACAGCAUCCCCACUCGGCAUGGAGAGGCCCCUCGGCCACUGCCCCCGGCGGCACCCAGGCCUCAGGGGCUGCUGGGCCGGUGUUACCUGAGCAGUGUGAACGGCCAGUGUGCCAACCCCCUGCUGGAGCUGACUACCCAGGAAGACUGCUGUGGCAGUGUGGGGGCCUUCUGGGGGGUGACCUUGUGUGCCCCCUGCCCGCCCAGACCAGCCUCUCCAGUGAUUGAAAAUGGCCAGCUGGAGUGUCCCCAGGGGUACAAGAGACUCAACCUCACUCACUGCCAAGAUAUCAACGAGUGCCUGACCCUGGGCCUGUGCCGGGACUCGGAGUGCGUGAACACCAGGGGCAGCUACCUGUGCACCUGCAGGCCCGGCCUCAUGCUGGAUCCGUCCAGGAGCCGCUGCGUGUCGGACAAGGCUGUCUCCAUGCAGCAGGGGCUGUGCUACCGGUCACUGGGGCCGGGCACCUGCGCCCUGCCUCUGACCCAGAGGAUCACCAAGCAGAUAUGCUGCUGCAGCCGAGUGGGCAAAGCAUGGGGCAGCAAGUGUGAGAAGUGCCCCCUGCCUGGCACAGAGGCCUUCAGGGAGAUCUGCCCCGCCGGCCAUGGCUACACCUACUCGAGCUCAGACAUCCGCCUGACCAUGAGGAAAGCCGAGGAGGAGGAACUGGCCAGGCCCUCGAGGGAGCAAGGGCAGAAGACCAGUGGGACCCUGUCCAGACCAGCAGAGAGGCAGCCACUCCGGGCGGCCACCAGCACCUGGCUGGAGGCCGGGACCAUUCCUGACAAGGGUGACUCUCAGGCUGGCCAGGUCACAACCAGUGUUACUCAAGUCCCUGCCUGGGUCCCAGGAGAUGCCACAGGAAGACCAACACCACCACUGCCUGGACAGGGGAAUCCAGAGACCCCGGAAGAAGAGCAAGUGACCACCCCCACCGACGUGCUGGUGACCCUGGGCCCCCCAGAUAUUGACAGAUGUGCCGCUGGAGCCACCAACAUCUGUGGCCCCGGAACCUGUGUGAACCUCCCAGAUGGAUACAGAUGCGUCUGCAGCCCCGGCUACCGGCUGCACCCCAGCCAGACCCACUGCACAGAUGACAAUGAGUGUCUGAGGGACCCCUGCAUGGGAAAAGGGCGCUGUGUCAACCAUGUGGGCUCCUACUCCUGCCUCUGCUACCCUGGCUACACACCGGCCACCUCAGGGACCACGCAGGAAUGCCAAGACAUAGACGAGUGUGAGCAGCCAGAGGCGUGCCGUGACGGGCGGUGCACCAACACGGAGGGCUCCUACCACUGCGAGUGUGAUCAGGGCUACAUCAUGGUCAGGAAGGGACACUGCCGAGAUAUCGACGAAUGCCGUCGCCCUGGCACCUGCCCCGAUGGGAGAUGCGUCAACUCCCCCGGCUCCUACAGUUGCCUGGCCUGCGAGGAGGGCUACAGGGGCCUGAGCGGGAGCUGUGUAGAUGUGAACGAGUGUCUGACCCCCGGGGUCUGCGCCCAUGGAAGGUGCUACAACCUGGAGGGCUCCUUCAGAUGCUCCUGUGAGCAGGGCUACGAGGUCACCUCGGAUGAGAAGAGCUGCCAAGAUGUCAACGAGUGUGCCAGCCGGGCCUCGUGCCCCUCAGGCCUCUGCCUCAACACGGAGGGCUCCUUCGCCUGCUCAGCCUGCGAGAGUGGGUACUGGGUGAAUGAAGAAGGCACUGCCUGUGAAGACCUAGACGAGUGCGCCUUCCCGGGAGUCUGCCCCUCAGGAGUCUGCACCAACACCGCCGGCUCCUUCUCCUGCAGGGACUGUGACCAGGGCUUCCGGCCCAGCCCCCAGGGCCACACCUGUGAAGACGUGGAUGAGUGUGAAGACCUCCAGAGCAGCUGCCGGGGAGGCGAGUGCAAGAACACGGCUGGCUCCUACCAGUGCCUCUGCGCCCCGGGCUUCCAGCUGGCCAAUGGCACUGUGUGUGAGGAUGUGGACGAGUGCGUGGGAGAGGAGUACUGCGCACCCCACGGCGAGUGCCUCAACAGCCAUGGGUCCUUCUUCUGUCUCUGUGCCCCCGGCUUUGUCAGCGCAGAGGGAGGCACCCGCUGCCAGGAUGUGGACGAGUGUGCAGUCACAGACCGGUGUCUGGGAGGGCACUGUGUCAACACCGAGGGCUCCUUCGACUGUCUGUGCGAGACUGGCUUCCAGCCCGCCCCAGAGAGUGGGGAGUGUGUGGAUAUUGACGAGUGCGAGGACCACGGAGACCCGGUGUGUGGGGCCUGGCGGUGUGAGAAUAAUCCUGGCUCCUACCGCUGUGUCCUGGGCUGCCAGCCUGGCUUCCACAUGGCCCCCUCUGGCGACUGCAUAGACAUAGACGAGUGUGCCAACGACACGGUGUGUGGGAGCCACGGCUUCUGCGACAACACGGAGGGCUCCUUCCGCUGCCUCUGUGACCAGGGCUUCGAGACCUCGUCCUCCGGCUGGGACUGCGUGGACGUGAACGAGUGUGAGCUCAUGCUGGCCGUGUGCGGGGCGGCGCUCUGUGAGAAUGUGGAGGGCUCCUUCCUGUGCCUGUGCGCCAGCGACCUGGAGGAGUACGAUGCUCAGGAGGGGCACUGCCGCCCACGGGGGGGCGCAGGUCAGAGCAUCCCCGAGGCCCCGCCCGGGGACCACCUCUCAGGCCCCGUCCGCACGGAAUGCUACUCUGGGCACCAAGACCGGCCGCCCUGCUCCCGCCUCCUGGGCCGGAACACCACGCGGGCCGAGUGCUGCUGCACCCAGGGAGCCAGCUGGGGAGACGCCUGUGACCCCUGCCCAGCCGAGGACUCAGUCGAAUUCAGCGAGAUCUGCCCCAGUGGUAAAGGCUACAUCCCCGUGGAAGGAGCUUGGAUGUUCGGACAGACCACGUACACAGAUGCUGAUGAGUGUGUGAUGUUCGGGCCUGGUCUCUGCCAGAACGGCCGGUGCCUCAACACGGUUCCCGGCUACAUCUGCCUGUGCAAUCCUGGCUACCACUACGAUGCCACCCGCAGGAAGUGUGAGGAUCAUGACGAGUGCCAGGACAUGGCCUGUGAGAACGGCGAAUGCGUGAACACGGAGGGCUCUUUCCACUGCUUCUGCAGCCCCCCGCUCACCCUGGACCUCAGCCAGCAGCGCUGCGUGAACAGCACCAGCGGCAUGGAGGAUCUGCCUGACCAUGACAUCCACAUGGACAUCUGCUGGGAAAAAGUCACCAAUUACGUGUGCAGCCAACCCCUGCAUGGGCGCCGCACCACCUACACGGAAUGCUGCUGCCAGGAUGGCGAGGCCUGGAGCCAGCAGUGUGCUCUGUGCCCCCCCACGAGCUCUGAGGUCUAUGCUCAGCUGUGCAACGUGGCCCGGAUUGAAGCAGAGCGGGAGGCUGGGGUCCACUUCCGACCAGGCUAUGAGUAUGGCCCCGGGUCUGACGACCUACACUACAGCCUCUAUGGCCCAGAGGGGGCCCCCUUCUACAACUACCUGGGCCCUGAGGACGCCAUCCCUGAGCCGCCCUUCCCCAACACAGCCAGCCACCUAGGAGACCAUGUACCAGGCCCUGAGUCUCCCCUGCAGCCCUCAGAACUCCAGCCCCGCUACGUGGCCAGCCACCCAGGUCUGUGUUACUGCAAAAACGGGGGCGAGGUGGGCACCAGAGUUGCUUCGCUUCCGUCUCCUCCACCUGCUGAUCACUGCCAGCAGGAACACCAGGCUGGCUUCGAAGGGCUUCAGGCAGAGGAGUGUGGCAUCCUGAACGGCUGUGAGAACGGCCGCUGUGUGCGUGUGCGGGAGGGCUACACCUGUGACUGCUUCGAGGGCUUCCAGCUGGACAUGGCCCACAUGGCCUGUGUGGAUGUGAAUGAGUGUGAUGACUUGAACGGGCCUGCUGCACUCUGUGCCCAUGGUCACUGCGAGAACACGGAGGGCUCCUACCGCUGCCACUGCGCCCCAGGUUAUGUGGCCGAGGCAGGGCCCCCCCACUGCACUGCGAAGGAGUAGCAGUGAGGGGUCAGUGUCGGCAGCUACCUGGAAAUGGGCCUCAGGCAGGGGCCUUGAGGGACGCUUUCCUCGCUGGGAAGAUACCAUGAAGUCAUCGGGCAGGAGGCCCUGCGGCCCCACUGCCAGCCAGCCUUGCCUGCUUUUCAUCUCUCCCAGUUUAGGCUCGGGCUGUGAGCUUGUCACUGCCUCCAUGCCACCAUGCCCUUGCUUGGCUCAACCACCACCAAAUGCUUUAAUGCUUCAGCCACUGGCCACGAGGCCCAGUCCGCCAUCUGUCCUGGCCUUACUAUGAGAUGCUUACCAAAGGAUGGCCCUCAUUCUCCCCCUCAAGCUGUGCAAACGUGCAAGGUCCUUUGGCCUUACACUACCUUUUCCAGCCAUGAUGCACAUAUCAUCCUAUGACUGCAAAACUGGGUCAGAGGCUACGUCUGUCUUAGGAUGGUCCUUCAGAAUCUAUGGAGCACAGAAGGACUGGAGAAAGUUUGGGGAGUGACUCCAACGCCUCCUACCAAGAACCAUCACUGCCACUUGGUCAGUCUCAUCUGGACCAGAUUUUGCCACAUCAUCUUACAGCCACUUCGGUGGCCCCUGGGAGGGGCAGAAGAUCCCCUCAUCUCAGAAAAGCAAGACUGCUACUAGCUUGCUGAGUGUAAGAGACACAAAUGAAGGGGAGCAAGAAGACUGAGAAAGCAAGAGGGAAAUGUUAAAAAUAGAGGGAAUUGAGAAAAAGAAAAGGGGUGGGGAGCCAGGGCUUCACACAAAUCUAAAGAAAAUAGUCCGUUGCUUUGAGUAAAUAUUCAAAAUGUACCCAGCGGUAGCUCCUUUGCACAAGGGCUGCCACAAGACAGGGUGCCCGUCUCGGGAGAUCUGUAUUGAAUACACACUGCUCCUUACAGGAAACACAUUUCUCCUGGGCUCUCCUUUUGUGGACACCAGUUUGAUGUGCUGCAAGUAAAGAGGUCUAUUUUCUAGCUUGUGGAAUGCAGCGUAGUCCUGUUUGGGGGGAAGCCAGAUUUCCUAUGUUGUUUCUCCUCUCUUCUCAGAAGCCUCUGCCCUCUCAACCUUCAUAAAAUGGCUGGCUGGCAUUCCUCUGAGUUUACAAGGAAAGACCCACUCCAACCUUGGCUAGCUGGGAAUUUAGUUAGAAUAAAGACAUGUACAUCCGGGCCCUUCUGUUUUUGUUUCACAUGAAACCACAUUUCUAUACCAUGUCGGCUAAGUAUUAGCGAGGAGGCUGCGCCUACCUCUCGCCAGCUCUGCCAGUAGCCUGUGAGUGGGUUCCAGUGGGAAAAGGUCCUUUACUCUUCUGAGACGAGAAAGCUCUUUGUAUUCCUCUAAUGAACAGCAAUGUAAAUGAGCAAGGCUCCCUGUGCCUGGAGACAUGGAAAUGAAUACUAUUUUCUUAAUUUAAUCUGUCCUGUCCUACCUGCUGCUCUGAUUGUCAGCCAUCACAUAAUAACUUAUUGAAUGCUUGCUCUGUGCUAGGCAAUGUUGAGUGCUAUACCCAAAUUUCAUUUAAUUAUCCAACAAUCCCAUUUACUAUUUUUAUUCCCAACUUAGAAAUGGAAAUAUUCUGACCUUCACUCAGAAUAAAAGAAAUGUAAGUUACACCACCCUGAGACACUCUUGUCAGUUGGCAAGCAUCUGGGGAAAGAGGCACUCACAUACAUAGCUGACAGAAGGAUAAAGUGAUACAACUUCUGAAAAGGAUAUGGAAAUGUCUUUCUAUAUUAUAAAAUCACUUACUCUUUGAAUCAGUAAUUCCACUUCUAGGAAUUUAAUCUUCAGCUAUUUUCUCACCAAAUGUGAAAUGACAUAUGUAAGAGGUUAUGGUAUAGCAUUAUUUGUAAUAGCAAAAGAUUAGAAACAAUUACUAUUAAUUGCUAUGGAGCCCUAAAAAGAAAAAGUGGCUCUAAAUGCCUUGAUACGAUAUCCAAAAUAGAUGAAGGGAAAAAGGAGGGUUGUAUAGCAAAGUGUAACACAUGCUGCUAUUUGUCUAAAGAAAGGGGAGAAUUGGGUAUUUGCUAACUCCAUCUUACACCCCAUAUUUCAGAGAAUGUCUCACCAUUCCUCAGUAUACCCUGGUGGCACUGUGCUUCCAUAAAUGCUGUUCCCAUUGCCCCUCCUCCUAACUCACCACACUGCUUGCCCUUCCAGAGAUAUUUCAUGCAUAUACACACAUUUCUAUGUACUAAAAACACAAACAGCAUGCUAUGCAUGCUGUCCUACACUUGCUUUUUUCACUUAAUUGUAUGUUUUCUCUCUUGGGCCGUGACCAGCACGCCUAGAGUCCUGAGUAGUGGCAGCUGGGGAUUGAGAAAAGGAAAAAAAGAGACAGACACAAAGACUUUAAGUAAAGCUGGGACCAGGUGGAACGCUGCCUUUGGAUGGAGAGACAGUGACCCAGAGCUAGUGCAGCGCAUUUAUUAUAUACAGCAUGAUACCAGGAAGUUUUACUAGAGUUUAAGAUAAAGGAAAUUAUGUGAAAUCAUGGUUAAAGAUCAAGCUACAAUUCUUCAUUCUUGUGACUUCUUUGUAAUUGUCACUCCUGGCUGAGCCCAGAUAAUUGUGUCUGUUCCUGGCGCCUCGCUGAACUUAGAUAAUGAAACCCACUCCCUGGCGCCUGAGCUAAAGGUCAGGCUGACAAUAUACCUGCCUCUGGCAAGGUAUAUUUCCAGGCCGUGGCUCUGCCGACGCCACUGGACUCAGCUGACAAUCAGCUCAUGUGCCUUCCCACUCAAUACAUACUUGCACAUAUGAGCUCUCUCAUCCUGUUUUAUAAGUGUAUACUAUUCCAUUGAAUGGAUAAAUCAUAAUUUAUUUAAUCAAUCCCCCACUGGUGGACAUUUCCAUUGUUUUCUAACUUUUGCUAUUAGAAAUAAUGCUAUAAUGAUUAUUCUUGUGCAAAUCUUAUUUCAUAUUAUUUCUAUGGGAUUAUAUACCUGUGGGCUAAAUUCUUAGAAACAAUGGUAACUUGUGGGGAGGAACACAGGGUGGAUGGGUACAGGAUUGGAAUACAUUUUCAUUGUAUCCCCUUUUGUGUCUCUUGGAAUUUUGUACCAUAUGUAUUACCUAUUCAAAAAAAUAAAAUAUUU